This is a messenger RNA of Myxozyma melibiosi, 1795 nucleotides long. RefSeq lists its product as uncharacterized. The transcript has a single exon. The record is from RefSeq and is a predicted model, not a curated record. Gene Ontology annotation, molecular function: protein binding. Lineage: Eukaryota; Fungi; Ascomycota; Lipomycetes; Lipomycetales; Lipomycetaceae. Bases 81 to 1766 code for a protein of 561 amino acids.
ACGCGUUUAGAAGUGAAUUCGACGAUUAUCCGACCUCGUGGUCGCGGUUCUCGAGUGAUCGGAACACGCAGAGAGAUGGUAUGGGGAACAGAGGAGGUGCUAGAGGCUCGCAGUCUGGAGGGAGAGCUCUUUGGGCGAUUUAUGGAGAGGGUCAGUCAGAGGAGACUGAACGGACCGGUCGAAACAGGGACGACCGUCGCGGAAAAGAUAAUCAAAAGUCUGGUCGUCGAACCGGGGGAAAAUCCGUCCAAAGAAAAGACGAACAGGACGAAGUUCCCGUGUUGAACAACUACCACCGCCCGGACCGUGGCACUAAAUUCCCCGAGGAGAUUUCAUCUUUCCGGGAUAUGGAUAUGGACCAAGACGACGAGAAUGUGAAAGCGAAAGCCGGCAAAAUCAGGGACCAGGUCUUUGCCUACGCGUCCUCACGCCCGACUGUGCGGCCAACCGUGCGGCCAACUGCAAAGACUCCCGAGCGUCAAUCUCUCAAGGCGGAGGGCGACAUUGACGAGGUCGAGCUCGAGCUCGAUAUGGAUUCUGACACGGGUGUGCGAAAUCGCAAGAAAAACACGAAGAAGGACGAGCCCAAGAAGAAACUCAAGGAUGAAAGCAAGAAAUUUUUCAAAGACGGCCCGCGCACGAGGGAUGGAGCUGAGGUGACAGACCCAUAUCUGAUUUCGAAAUACAUCAAGGUUGCGAUUGCGCGCGGUAACCUGGACGUUGCUCUCGAGAACGCUCGACGAGGCGGAGAACACUCUACCACCGGCUGGAACCUCAUUAUCCAGCACACGAUGAGCGAGGCCAAAGUCAACACCGCACUCUCGUACUUCAACGAGAUGCGCCGCCGCGGAGCGAAGCCCAACGGGUACACCUUCACCGCGCUCUUCCAAGGUCUGGCGAACCACAGCGCGAUCGCACCGACCGCGGUCGACAAGACGAAACGUAUUCUCGCGUACGCUGUACACAAGGGCACGUUCAAGUUAGAGCCGGUGCUUCUCAACGCCGCGCUGCAAGUCGCGCGGGUCAAUCGUGACAUCGACGCGAUGUACGAAAUACUCGGGACCGCGAUGGACGUGAUCCCGCUCGACGCAGCGUCAUACUCAAUCAUCUUCAAUAUCUACUCCAACGCCGGCCGCUCGAACCGCGAACUCGGCUCUGAAGUCCGUGAGAUCUGGGCCGAGGCCGUUAGCGAGGCCAAGCGCAGCCAGAGACUGUCUAAUGACCGCGUAGUCCUCUUCAACUCUGUGAUCUACAACGUCACGCGCGCGCUGCUCAAGAGUAAAAGCCAAGCGGACGUGUAUCUCGCCUACCGCAUCAUUGUCAACGCAUACAAUCUCCCGCAGUACAUCGUCCCCACCGAGCUCCUCGUGAGCAACAUCAUCCAAGACCCGUCCGCGGUCGAAGACACCGCGUUGGAGCCUUAUCUCUGCAACGACACCAGCGACGAGAGCCGGUUAUCCAAAGCCCCGAUCGAGAAGACUGCGGUCCCGUUUAUUUUCGAGGCCUGUGACCGUCUGCGCCAGCGCGACGCGUUUAUCGAGUACCACACUUACUUCAAGCAGCGUAUCUACCUGGGCUCUUCGUUGCAUAUGAAGUACACUGAGCAGAUGGACAAGAACGGAUUGCCAGCGGUGGGUGAUGAUGUGGUUCAAGAUACGGUGCCGGAGGUUACGAGAAAGGAUAGGCGGAUGCAGAGGCGUCUUUAUGCUCAUGAAAACAAAGGAAAGAAACUCAUAGCUCAGGAAGACGAUGAGGACGACGACUGAUUGGUGUAUGGAAGGGUUUAUUGUAUAUA